Molecule: messenger RNA, 1603 nt
Organism: Puntigrus tetrazona (Sumatra barb)
Lineage: Eukaryota; Metazoa; Chordata; Actinopteri; Cypriniformes; Cyprinidae
Product: cytokine-dependent hematopoietic cell linker
Exons: 10
Coding region: 1-828 (275 amino acids)
Biological process (GO): intracellular signal transduction; cell surface receptor protein tyrosine kinase signaling pathway
Source: RefSeq, a predicted model, not a curated record
AUGACAGGCUCUCACAGUCCCACAGAGGUAAUCAAACACUCAAACACACACCUGCCGGUGACAUCAUUACCCAGAGAUCACCUGCAUUUACCUCCUUUACCAGUACAGACCAUCCCUGACUACCCAAACCAGUCUGAUGAGUCUCCUCCAUCCAGACCUGCACCACAACCUACAUCACCACAAACCAGAUCACACCACAGCAGACCAGCGUGGACACAAUCCAGUCCGAGUGAGCGAGAGAACGGUAAAGCACCAUCGUCUGCAUGUCGCUCCUCUCACAGGUUUUCUCUGGAUCUGGACGCUCAGGAUUUGGACAGCUCCCGUGAGAACGAGAAGAGCUCGUUAGAUUCUGACGCGAGGAAACCUCAGCAUCACGAAUGGCCUCCUUCUAAAGGAGAGACCGACGGAAGCUACACCAAUCACAGCAAACCUGCGCAGGGAUUGGAGGAUCAGAACUGGUACGUUGGUACGGUUAGUCGCGUGGACGCUGAGCACGCUCUUCACCUCGUCAACCGGGAAGGAGCCUUUCUAGUGCGCGACUGCUCGAAGAACACUACCUAUGAGCCCUUGGUCCUCGCUGUGUUUUACGACAAACGAGUGUUUAACAUUCAGAUCCGCUUCUGUGAUGAAACCAGCAAAUAUACUCUGGGAACAGGCCUGAGAACCAAUGAUAGGUUUGACUCAGUCACUGACAUCAUCAGGUUCCACUCCAUUUUUCCCAUCGUUCUCGUUGAUGGGCGGAAAUCCUCCACGGCAACCAAUCAGAAGAGGCAGUGUGUGCUGAUGUACCCAAUCACAAAGCAGGACCUGACAGAGCUUCUCAAAUAAGAACAAAUACAGAAACCACAACAUCUCCAGGACGUUUAACUGACAUUUCAACUUUAUAAGACAUUGACUGGAACAGAGCCAUAAAGGAAAAUCAGUCAUGUAAAAACAUGACUGUGUAGAGAGAUUAAAUAUCUAAUGAACGCAUUUUAAAACACACAUACACAAAUAAAAGUGAGUGUUUGGUUGAAUGCAGACACAAAAGAAGCAUUUUUCCAGAAACCUUUAAUCCAUAUUUAAUCACACUUAAUAUUUUUGGUCUUUAUGAAUAAUUUAAAAAUAGAUGUUAUGCUUUUGGAGCCUCAGAACUAUGUACAGAUUAUAGUUUGACAUAAACUCAUGACACACGAUUAGUUUGAGUUUACAAACGAGCAGAUGCCCUGAAAAUCAAAAGUUCAGCUGUAACUUCACAUAACAUCAACAGUAGUGAAAGAAACAGUCGGUAUACUGGUUUGAUCAUUUGAGGUAGAUUUACAAUCAUAUACACGUCAAACUGUCUCGACUGUUUAAUGACAAUACACUUCACAAAUGAAAAGCUGUUUAAUGUACAGACUUUGACAGAAAGUGUACAUGUGUGCUGUAGUUUACAGUGAAAUACUGAGUCUGUAUACACAAAACUUAGUUUGCAAAAACGCUUUUAGUGUCUGUCAUAUGUUUGAAUUUCACAAAUGACAAAGAAGCCUUAUCCAACAAAGACCAUGUGCACAAAAAUCAGAAAACACUCACUUAACACUGAUGCUAACGUGCUGGUAAUAUGAUUAAAAACGACAUGAAAAGA